This is a messenger RNA of Zootermopsis nevadensis, 967 nucleotides long. RefSeq names its product ciliogenesis and planar polarity effector 2. Gene Ontology annotation, molecular function: GTP binding; GTPase activity. The record is from RefSeq and is a predicted model, not a curated record. NCBI's taxonomy places the organism in Eukaryota, Metazoa, Arthropoda, Insecta, Blattodea, Termopsidae.
GUUCUACAAUUUCGUACAGAUGGCAGGAGAAUUGAAUAUCUCACCUCAUAAAAAAGCUAUGAUUACGACCAUGAAGCUUUUGUUGGUAAUCCUUGUACGAAUUUAGUUUGUUUUGAAAUAUUUGUCAACAUGAAUUUAGGUAGUAUUGUGUCUCUAGAUUGGCAACGUUCAGCAGAAGGGGAAACUAUAUUGCAGCACUUUUAUGAUCCUCAGACCACAGGAAGAAAAGUUUUCGGUGUAUUAGAUAGACCUGGUCUGCCAUCUAGCAUUGAAGAAGUAUCUUACAAGUUGCAUAUUACUGGAAGAUCCAGUGUUGGAAAAACAGCUACAGUAGCACGUCUGUCUGGCAUCAAAUGCCCAAGUACAUAUACAGAGACAGCAGGCAUACAGAAAACUAAUAUAUUUUGGCCUGCUAAGAUUUGGGACAAAAUAAUCUUAUUUAAACUACAUUUCUGGGAUGCUGGUGACAAUAGCAUCAAGAGAUUCAGCCAUAUUCUACCGGCCUGCAAAGACAAAGCUGAUGCCAUCGUAUAUGUUUUCUCCUUCUUGGACAAUAAUACCUUUGCAGAAUUACCCCAACAAAUGAACAGAAUGUCACAGACAGGAGAAAACCCAACUAAUAUUGUUAUUGGAACAAGAUAUAACCCAACCAACAAAUUGGAUGUCUCCUCUGCAGAUGUUAAAGAAUUUGAACUAAAGUGGCAAGUUCCUGUUCUCAAGAUAGAUAACACGUGGUCAGGAAGCAGAAGUGACAGUGAAGUGCAUGAAGUAGCUUUAUUGCUUAACGUCAUAUGUGAGCGGCUGUGGAUGCGGGACCAGGAUUACUUACUGAAACAAGGACUUACAAGAUAAUUGUCACUUGUGCCACCACUUUUGACUAAGUGAGGACAUGAAAGUCACAAGCAAAUCAACACUGAAUUUGAUUUCCAUUCAGGUUUUACCUCUGGUGAUACCUGCACCUUGUCGU